CUCUGAACCGGUGGCCUCCACAUCAAUGGGAGCAAGGAAGAAGGUGAAACUUUCCUCGCAUUUCAACUUUGCUUCUCAUCAAGUUUUGAAUUCACAAUUGGACCAGAGUGCUCCGUUAACCGAUUGUUCUCCGCCGGUGUCGAAUCCUAAUAAAGAUGUAAUGGAGAUGUUGCAUCACAUUUUUAGUAAGCAGUGUGACCUAGAGGCCCGGAUGGACAAGAUAGAAGAGAAUAUGAUCCAAAAACCUGACAUGUUGGCACAUCAUAAAGCCGUUAGGGAGACAAAAGUGCUCACCAAAAAGGUGCAUCAGAUUAUAUGCAAAAUAAGUGGAGAGACUGGAGAGGAUCUCCAUAAUGAGCUCAACGACAUCCUGCCUAUGAUGUCCAUUGACGCCGUUUUUGACAUGGAGGGGUAGCUCCAUGAUACAACCUACCAGGACGCGGUUUCUUCGUACUUGUACAUAAUGAAAGGAGCCACCGGGGACAUUGAUUCAGUUAUUAAACGAAUUUUUAGCGACGAGGUCCUCGGCUUGUUCAACUGGGACGGACGUUGCAACAAAAAGGCCCUGUCCAAGCUAAAGCUAGUUGGCACUGUUCUUUUUGGUAAUUUCUGUAAUUUUUCGAAUUUAUUAAACAGUUUUACAUUGAAUUUGUAUUCCUUUUUCGGCAGACAUUUUUAAACUCCAAGGAAGAAAGAAUAACUUUUGAAAAGGAAGUAAGAAAAUUAGUGGAAUUAAGUCAUAAUCGCAUUAAGCAGAAAAAGUACUUGUCCAAACAAAACAUUAGUUUGUGAAUUGAUCAAUGAUAACAUUUCGAUCUAUACUUAUACUUAUAACUUAUACUUAUACUUAACUAUACUUAUACAUAUACUAAUAUUUAUAAUAACAUAAAUAUUUGUAUUCUAUGUAUUUAUGUACAGUGGCUCAAAGCCAAAAUGGAAAACACCAAACAUUUUUUCUUUUAUAAUAUUUACAAAGAUUUUCAUGUUAAAUAAUUUCUGUAUUUUUUUUUAAUAUAGUACAAUAUACAAAAACCAUGAAAGCUAAAAUUCCAAAGUUUGUACAAAAACUAGGAAAAUUCGACAAAAUUUUCAUGAAAACUUCUAACUUUUUGAUCAGUUCUUUCAGAAAUAUUUCUGGUUUGCAGUUUUGUGCCCAUUAUACGUUAGUAUAAUGUGUAAGUAUUUCUAAAAAAUCUUUUUUAUAAACAAGAUAGAACUUUUCAUUAAAACUGUCGAAUUUUCCAAAAAAAAAAUUUUUAAUAUUUACAAAGUUUUCAUGUUAGAUCAUAGAACAACAAAAACAUAAAAGCUAAAGUGUACAAAAGCUAGGAAAAUUCGACGAAAUUUUCAUGAAAAUUUCUAACUUUUUGAUCAGUUCUUUCAGAAAUAUUUCUGGUAUGCAGUUUUGCUCUCAUUAUACUUUAGUAUAAUGUGUAAGUAUUUCUAAAAAAUCUUUUUUAUAAACAAGUUGGAAGUUUUCUUAAAAUUUUGUCGAAUUUUCCUAGUUUUUUUUUCAAACUUUGGAAUUGGGUUUGGUGUUCUAUGAGCUUUAUUUUUAUUAAAAAUUACAAUAAUUAUUCAACNAACAUGAAAAAAGUUGUAAAUAUUAACAAAAAAUUG
Molecule: messenger RNA, 1620 nt
Organism: Rhagoletis zephyria (snowberry fruit fly)
Lineage: Eukaryota; Metazoa; Arthropoda; Insecta; Diptera; Tephritidae
Source: RefSeq, a predicted model, not a curated record